GGACGUGGCAGUGGAGCAGAGACCGACCCCCAGUAAAUCCAAGAUCCAAGAGAUCAGAGUGGGAAGAGGCAGCGGAGCCUAGACAAACAUAAAUUGGAUAUAUCUGAUAUCUUUGAUAGCUGAUCGUUGAACGUCGGUCGUCGGUCGUUGGUUUCCGAGUGUGUUUCUGUGUUUGUGUGUGUGUGUGUGUGGGAUCGUGGGAUCCCAGCUGUGUGCGUGCCUGCCGCCUCUGCAAAUAUUGGCCAACAGUUAAUGGCCAUGAAGAAACUCUAUGCCAAGACCUCGUUCAGCAGCAAGAAACCCAAUGCCGUGGUGGCCCCCUCGGGCCCCAUCCUGGCCUACCACCAGUCGUCCGGCCCCGCUGGCGGCAUGUGUGAGUUCCAGGCAACAAAAGGUGUGCCCGUGCCGGCUCCAGGGGCUGCCACACAUCCCGCCGCGGAGAUGAUCCGUCGCAGCCAGAGCCUGCACCGCGUCAAGGGCCAGGGACUGUCCGAGUACUACAGCAUCGAGGAGCUGCAGGAGCUGGAUCUGCUCGACUACCGCCACCCCAUGUAUCACCACUACCAGCAGCAGCAGCAGCAGGAUAUGUUCAUGCGCCAGCGGUCGGCCUACCACGAGCAUGAUCAGCUCAUUCUGCAGCUGCCUAAGGUCGCCAGUGGCGCUGCUCCCAUCUACGAGGCUCCCCAACAGCCGCACCAACGAUCCGUCCAGGAUCAGACGUUUGAGCAGAGCAUUAUUGGGGCACGCGCCUCUGUGAUGGUCUACGACGACAACCAGAAGAAGUGGGUGCCCUCGGGUAGCUCGUCGGGACUGAGCAAGGUGCAGAUCUACCACCACCAGCAGAACAACACGUUCCGGGUGGUGGGACGGAAGCUGCAGGACCACGAGGUGGUGAUCAACUGCUCGAUCCUGAAGGGGCUGAAGUACAACCAGGCCACGGCCACGUUUCAUCAGUGGCGCGACUCCAAGUUUGUCUACGGCCUGAACUUCUCCAGCCAGAAUGAUGCAGAGAAUUUUGCUAGGGCCAUGAUGCACGCGUUGGAGUCCGUCUCUCAAUCGCUGCAGGUGCUCAGCGGCCGGGUGGCCAACAACCCGGGCGGACAGCCCACCAACGGCAACGGUUACGAGGAGGACAUGGGCUACCGCACCAUGACCAGCGAGGACGCGGCCAUUCUCCGACAGAACAACGGCAUUGCCGGCCACAUCACGCCCUCGGCCCAGACGCCCACCUCGCAGACCAACCAGAACAACAUUCCCCAGAGUCCGCCGACGCCACAGGGUCAUCAUCGCACUAGCAGGAAUUCCCUUAGCGCACCGCCGGCCCCCCAGCCGCAGCAGCAGCAGCAGCAGAUGGCCCCACCGGGUCCACAUUACGGACCACCCACCGGCAACGGACCCACUCCCAACGGCCUCCCGCCGCAGGUGAACCCACAGAUCCCCCCGGCCCCUGGCCAGGCUCUGCAGCAGCCGCAGCCCCAACAACAGCAACAGCAGCCGUACCAGCAGCAGCAGCAGCAAACCCUCUACGCCGCCCAGCAGCAGCAGAUGGUCCAGGCGGGCUAUCCGCCCGCUCAGUACCAGCAACCGCAUUAUGUGCUCUCCAAUUCUAAUCCCAAUCUCAAUAUGCAUCAAUACCCGACACAGCCCCCACAGCAAACGUUGCCUCAGCAGCAGCAGCAGCAGCCCCAGCCGCCGCACCAAAACGGGGGCGGACCAAUCUACGUGGUCUCGCAGCCCGUCCACGGACACGGUCACAUCCCGAGCUCGGCCAGCGCCAACAGCGUCGUCUACGCCAGCCAGCAGCAGAUGGUCCAGCAGCAGCAGCCGCCACAGGCGCCGGCAAUGCCCGGUCCUGGCUACGGUCCGCCCCAGGCACACCCACAACCGCCGCCGCAGCAGCAGCAACAGGCGGAGAAUCCGUAUGGCCAGGUGCCAAUGCCGCCGCCUAUGAAUCCGUCACAAAGUCAGAUCCCUCUGAACCGCAUGAGCAGCCAGGGCGGAGGCCAGCCCGCUGCUCCAGCCCCGCCUCCGCCGCCGCCCACCUUCGGUGGAGCUCCGCCAGCGCCGCCACAGAUGUUUAACGGAGCCCCGCCUCCGCCACAGCCGCCAGCUCCACCGGCGCCGCCAGCCAUGGGCGGACCUCCAGCUCCGGGAGCCUCCGGUGGUCCGGGUGCCCCUCCUCCACCGCCACCGCCCCCGGGAAUGGGCGGAGCGCUCAAAAAGGAUGACCCCCAAGCAGAUCUCAUGGGCUCGCUGGCCUCCCAACUGCAGCAGUUCAAGCUCAAGAAAAAUAAGUCCACGACUUCCGCUCCGGAGAACAGUGGCAGCAGCACCUCAAGUGGAGGCAGCGGAAACUAUGGCACAAUCGGACGCAGCUCCAAUGGCAUGGCCUCCAUGAUGGAUGAGAUGGCCAAGACGCUGGCGCGGCGUCGUGCCCAGGCCGAGAAGAAGGAGCCCGAUCCUGAACCCGAGGUGAAGCAGCGUCCGUGGGAAAAGUCCAACACGCUGCCCCACAAGCUGGGCGGCGGCGCCGGAAGCGGUUCUGGGACGAACGGUCCCAACGGCAGCUCUGGCGGAGCAGGCAGCAACACAACGAACAGCGGCGGGGAAUCGCCGCGGCCAAUGCGAAAGCGCUUCGGCAGUGCCAGCGAGGAGACCAUUCUGAAGGUGAACGGCGAUGGCCUGUCCCUGGCACUGUCCAACGGCGACUUGGACACACUGAAGGCUGAGAUAGUGCGCGAGAUGCGCUUGGAGAUCCAAAAGGUCAAGAAUGAGAUCAUAGAUGCUAUCAAAUCGGAGUUCAAUCGCAGAUAGAUCAACACAUCAAAAAAUGCAUUACCCCGACCAUUCCGGAUGGUCCAAACCAAAGGAGCAGCAGCAAGCGGAGCAGGAGAGGGAGAAGGAGCAUGCUUGAAUGUGUCAUUUAAGAUGUUACAUUGCACUCGUUGACCGAAGGAUCGAGUGGGGAGUGGGGUAAAGGCAUGCAAAAAUACGUACACGGAAAAGAUACAUACGAGUAGAUAUGUAUAAAGCAUAUGCUCUAGGUUAUAUGUAGGGUUACAUAAACACACACAAACGCAGAAUAGGAGGAGGAACUUUAGUCAAAGUAAUUAUAUUUUAGUGGGAACUGCUUACUGACCUUAUGUUAUGCCUACAUCUACAUUCGGCGAUCCUAAGUAUGUAAUUAACUCUAUAAUUGUACAUUAAUUUGCAUAAGUCUAAACCAAUUUUAGUGUGAGAACAAGAAUUCUUUCGUUUAUCCUCUACUCUCCUCUCCCCUCCACUCCCAAUCCCUCGCUCCCACUAGGCGGAUUCCUUUUAGUUUGUCCUCUGUCCCAUUCCCUACCUACCAAAUGUCUUUGAACAACUUUUGUAAUAUAUGCCACACUUAUGUAUACCGAAUACACAAUCGAAUACCCCAUAUGCAUGCGUACAUAUAGAAGGACACACUUUCAUAUAUACAUAACUUUAUAUAGUAUAUGGGAAUACUCAUUAACCAACCCUAAAAGAAAUUAAGUAUUACGAUUCGAGGCGAGGCGAGGCGAGGCGAAACAACACAAUUCCACAAAUGUCAUCCAUCUAUCUAUCUAUCUCUCAUAUUCCCAAUCUUCGUCUCCCACUCUGCGGAUGAACAAAAGAGGACUUUUCAUGCAUUUCCCAUCCGGAUAAACCGAAACCAAUUUCCUAAGCACACGAUCUCAUACGAACGCAAUUUAAGCAACAUCGGAACAAGAACCAACCAGCAAGUCUUCAGCAAAAACAGAAACAGAAACAUCAACAGUUCAAAGCGGAAUUGAGUGCGGUGUUCAGGACUCUGACUCUCGAGCAACUUAGCGUUAGAUAUAAAAGUAAACAUGCAUAGCCCCUGCGAUCUAAGCUAUCUAUACGAUCUAUACAGCGAAAUUAGAAAGCUAAAUUAACAAUUGACUGCUGCGUAUUAUACAUACAUAUAAAUAUAUAUACACACCGAUAUAUAUAUAUCUAUAUAAAGAAAAGCCACUAAAUAUUGUACACUCCUCCCCAGAUUUGGCGGUGGGCGAGCGCCUUCCCGCCCUAUCCUGAACAUAUGAGUACCGAUUUCAACUUCCAUAUACAUACGACUAAGACUAAAUAGUGAAAUUAUUGAAUGAACGUAAAUAUCGAUAAUGCGGCGAGGAUGAGGGGGUCUGGCCUGGCGUUGAGGCAGAGGCGGAGGAGGAGCAGGAGAGUUUAGUUCUUAAGGCAUACAAAAGUGAAAUUGUUUAUUAAGUGGAAAAGAAAUUUAUUUAUACUGCGGAUCGGAUCAGAUCCGAUUGGAUCGGAGUAGUUGUGUAUAAUUCGAAUGCAUAUAAAUAUUUUAGUUUUCUGUAAUUUAACACUCAUUUUAUGUAGUAUAUUGACUGUGAAAGGUGGCGUCGAUAUGCAGAUGUAUGAGCGUAUAGAUUAUAUGUAAUACCUAGUUAUAGGGCGGCCAGACGCGGUCAGUCCGAGGCGUAUGUAAAUGUUAUGAUUUUUGUAUUUUUAUAUAUGAUCUUUGCUGGCAGCAUUGCGGCAACAAUGACAGGCAACAAUUUAAUAUUAAAACACACGUAAACUAUUUUAAACAAGAAGGGAGAUCGCGGAUCCCGGUGCGCGGAGCGAGCGCAUACUUUUUAUGUAUUAAAUUAAAUAUAUAUUAUACACUUAUAUACAACAACAAGAAUAUUCAAUAUACAUACGUGGCGAUGCAGACGCGGAUUAGGAAGAGACAUUGAGCAAACAUUGACUUGAGAUCAAAAUAUAUAUAAAAUAAAUCAGCAACGGAUUCAUUUAGAACUGUAAGAGGGGCAUAAGUUAUAGCGGCGGAUGAGUCGAGGCUGAACGAAUAGAGGCGCAAACAUUAUAUGCAUAUUCAACAAAAAGAGCGAACAGUGAAAUAAACAUCCGACGUUUGUAUGUGAAAACCAA
This is a messenger RNA of Drosophila subobscura, 4926 nucleotides long. It is a transcript of the gene ena, whose product is annotated as protein enabled. The transcript is spliced from 9 exons. The record is from RefSeq and is a predicted model, not a curated record. Lineage: Eukaryota; Metazoa; Arthropoda; Insecta; Diptera; Drosophilidae. The coding region runs from base 253 to 2814 and encodes 853 amino acids. Gene Ontology annotation, molecular function: SH3 domain binding.